GCCCCAAAGUAAAGGAAGAUGACGUCAGACGCACACUGUGCGUGCCCUGUUUCUGUGGAGAGGAGCCACGAAGCAUCUAGCACCUCAGAUAAACACACUAAACAGGUGUGUGUUGGGCCAGCACAGCCAUUUCAGGAGGCCACAGAAGGCACGUCUCUCCCUUUCAACAAGUUUCAACAUGUCUGAGACAUACGACUUCCUGUUCAAGUUUCUGGUUAUUGGCAGUGCUGGAGCAGGGAAGUCCUGUCUUCUUCACCAGUUCAUAGAGAAUAAAUUCAAGCAAGACUCCAACCAUACCAUUGGAGUAGAGUUUGGUUCCAGGGUGGUGAAUGUUGGAGGAAAGACUGUAAAACUACAAAUAUGGGACACCGCAGGGCAAGAGCGCUUUCGGUCUGUGACCCGUAGCUACUACAGAGGAGCAGCCGGAGCUCUACUUGUCUAUGACAUUACCAGCCGCGAGACAUACAAUGCUUUGACCAACUGGCUGACAGACGCACGGACACUGGCGAGCCCUAACAUUGUCAUUAUCUUAUGUGGCAACAAGAAGGACCUGGAUGCAGACAGAGAGGUGACCUUCCUGGAGGCUUCUCGCUUUGCUCAGGAAAAUGAGCUGAUAUUCUUGGAAACAAGUGCUUUGACUGGAGAAAAUGUGGAGGAGGGAUUUUUAAAAUGUGCUCGCACCAUUCUCAACAAGAUAGAUUCAGGUGAGUUAGACCCAGAAAGGAUGGGAUCCGGUAUUCAGUAUGGAGACGCUUCACUGAGGCAGCUAAGACAGCCAAGGAACACAGCCACCCACAAUAAACAACAGUGUAGUUGCUAGGGAAGGGAGGCAGACCUCAACUCAGCCCCAGGCCCACACAGACCGGACGCCCCCUACAGCUCGAGGUGAUUUAGGGCUGGGUUUGAGGGCCUUCUACUCCAACUGGGAUCAUAUGGACUGGUCAGUGCAGCCCAGGCACCCUGCACUAAAUGUUCUAGGGUGUCAUGGCUGUGUGGAGAGCGCCCUGACAUUUAAAAAAUAUGCUUAUUUCUGCUUUGCACAUGUUUUCUAUUUAAAUUAUCAACAAUUAAGCAAUUCAUUUGGAUUUCUUCUUUUCUUUUCUUUUUUUCUUUUUUACCUGAGAUGUAAACUCCCUGUGUCCUAAAAUGAUGUACGUGUUUGCAAGUUGAGACAAAUUCUGAGAAAGUACAACAUGACAAUUUCUUGAAAUUGAUCUCUUAAUAGCUGCAAAAGUUAGCAGUUUGCUGCACAGAGUUUUUGUUCAAAGUCUGGUCUAUGUAGAUCAAUUAAAUAAAUGGAAAAACUCCCAACUGGAGAGACAUGCUGUUUAUCAGAAGUACAAAUCAUGAACACUGGAUCCGCACAUUAUGAAAACAAUCAGAAAAACAACUAUGUGAACAGUGUGUUUUGAUAAAUGAUUAGUUCAGUGUCCCUUGGAAAGUGUAUGAGUGAUUAAAAGCACAAAAAUAUGAUUUUGGUUUCCUGCUGAGAACUACCAAUGUUUGCACUUUUAUAACCAACUUUUACCCAGAGACCUCCUAAAUGGCAGUGCUAUAUGCAAACACGGUAUACAUAACAGGAAACCAAAUUGGGUUAACCCCAGUGCCAUUUUGAAAUGUUUUUCCACCUGCCCUGCUCCUUUGGAUUGUUUUUUAACAGUGAGUUUGCAAAACCUUUCAACCAAACACUGAGGGCUUGUGGCACUUGAGUCCAAUGCACUGCUAUUGUCUAAGUCACUGAAGGCAGGAUUUACAGACUUAAAAUCCAAAUGAAAUGCAAUUCCACACAAUAUUGCUGGUAUUCUGGCGCUCUUUCGGCAAGUGCACUUUUAUUAUUUUUUAUUGUGUUCAAUUUUUACGCUGUAAGUAUAGGAUUGUAAAUUGUUAUUUUACUUGAACUGUAAUAUUAAUAAAGAGUGUAAGUGUA
Periophthalmus magnuspinnatus is the source of this 1927-nucleotide messenger RNA. It is a transcript of the gene rab4b, whose product is annotated as RAB4B, member RAS oncogene family. The record is from RefSeq and is a predicted model, not a curated record. Gene Ontology annotation, molecular function: GTPase activity; GTP binding. Gene Ontology annotation, biological process: Rab protein signal transduction; regulation of endocytosis. Lineage: Eukaryota; Metazoa; Chordata; Actinopteri; Gobiiformes; Gobiidae. Gene Ontology annotation, cellular component: endosome. The coding region runs from base 179 to 820 and encodes 213 amino acids. The transcript has 8 exons.